Molecule: messenger RNA, 8715 nt
Organism: Insectozyma verbasci
Lineage: Eukaryota; Fungi; Ascomycota; Pichiomycetes; Serinales; Debaryomycetaceae
Source: the annotation of a GenBank genome assembly
AUGGCUUUUGAAUCACAAUUUAUUACUGUAACUGCUAAUUCUGUUAUUAAAGUAUCAUUUUGGAUUUAUUUGGUCAACUGGGUAUUAGCUUUAGUACUUGGGCUAGCUUUUGUCUUUUAUUUUCACAGAUUAUUAGGGUUUAUAUUUUCAUUAAUAUUCAAAUUAGUAUUAUGGAAAGCAUUUAAAAUUAGAGUUAAUGUUGAAUCAUUAAAGGUUUCUCCAUUAGGUGGUCGACUAUUUAUAAAGAAUUUAACCAUUAUUACAUCAGAUUAUACAGUUAGUAUUUUGAACUCAACAUUUACCUGGAGAUAUUGGCUUUAUAGAUUAACUAGAUUAUCAAAUUAUUUUUAUGAAACUAAUGAUUUAGAAGAUUUAACUGAUGGGAAAUUAGGUGGUAUGAAUCAAAAACAAAAUGAAAAACAACCUUCAAGAUUUUUAUUAGUAGUUGAAGGUUUUGAAGUUUUUAUGCAUAAUAGAACUUUUGCUUAUGAUCAUAUAAUGGAUAUAUUAAAUGAGAAGGAGAAGGAUACGGAUCCUGAUUCCUCUUCAUUUUCAGAAGAUUCAAAAUAUAAUCUACGGUAUAGAAAACAUGCUACUUCAUCUUCAAUAUCAUCUGAAGAUUCAGUUGAUAUUGCACCAGGUACAAAAUCAUUGUACUUUUUAUUACAACUACUACCAAUCUAUGUCAAAAUUAAAAAAGGUGCAUUUGUAAUGGGGAAUAUAACAACUCCAUCCAUUCUAGUUGCCUCUUAUAAAAAUGCAGAUGCUACAAUAGAUAUCGCAAAAUCUUUAAACAAAUUUGAUUUCUACCGUUUCCUAUAUGAUUUUGCAUUUGAUAAUUUUCAAUUAUGGAUGAAACCAAAUAUAAUAUAUGAUAAUAGAACAACCUCCGAAAAAGAAGAACAAAAUUUUAGACACAUCAAAAAGUACAAAUUAUAUUAUCAAUAUAAAAGUGCAGUUAAUUUGUUGGAUCGAACAGUUUCCAAAAUACUACGAAGAAAAUCAUCAUUUAAUCAACCUGAACAAUCUGAUUUUGAAUGGAAAGGACUAAGGAGAUAUAUAGGUGAUAAUUCAGAUGAUGCUGAAUUAAUGGCCAUGUUUAAUAAUGAUGAACAAUAUGCAAAAUAUAGUUUAAUUUUAGAUUCAGUAACUACUAGAAUUAUAUAUUAUUAUGAUGCACCAGGUAUACAACCAAUAAAAUCAGAAUUAGAAUCACAAAUACCUCCUGAACAUGGAGUUGAAAUGGAAAUUUCAAUGGGUACAAUACACUAUGGUCCUUGGGCAGAUAGACAAAGAGUUCCAUUACAAAAUAUGUUCUUCCCACCAAUUGCAAAAGACUCAAAACCAGCAACUAAUUUAACUCCUGGUUCGCAAAGAGAAUAUGAUGGAUUUAAAAUAACAAUGAUUGUUAAAGAUGAAGUUAUAAUAAGGAUACCCACUAGAGAAUCAAGUAAAGAUAAACAAUUGCUAAAAUCAGAUUUAGGUCAAGCUAAACCUUCAAGAGCAUUUGGUUGGUUAGAAAUUAAAUUAUCUGAAGGUUCAAAUAUUAGUUCAUUCACAUCAUACAUUGCAAAUUCAACAGGUUUCCCCAAUAAAUUAAAAGUUCAAUUUAAUGAACCAGAAGUUAGAUCUUCUGUAAAUCACGAUGUUUUAUUUCUAGCUGAUCAACAUCAAAUUGAUGCAGAUAUAGGAUUUCCAUUGAAAUGGAACGGUAAAUGUGAUUGGAAAUUUGAUCAAGUUAGUAUAAAUUCAAAACUUUUUUUACUACGAGAACAUACAUUAUUAUUUUCAGAUUUAUUUACUGAUUUUGCAUCUGGAGAACCUCAAAAAUAUGAAUAUUUUAGACCAUUUCUAUAUCAAAUUAAUUGGAAAUUAAUCAAUUAUAAGUUUUUUCUCAAUGUCAAUGAUUUUAAUAUUAUCAAUAAUCCAUUAGAUUUUGAAAAUAAUAAAUACUUAUCAUUUCAAGGUAGGGAAAUUGAUUGUAAUAUAAAAAUACCACUUUAUGGAGACUUUGCAAAGACAACCACCGUAACAUUUGAUAUAAUCACACCAUGGUUUGAUUUAAUUCUUGAUACACCUCCAUGGCAUACUGCAAAUGCUUUCCUUCAAGAAUCAAAAGUAGUUGGGAAAAGUUCAUUGUUUAAAAUUAAUGGAUCAUAUACAUUUUAUAAUUCAGUUGAAGUCAAUACUUCCAAUUUUAUUGAAAUUAGAUGCAUUGGAGAUGAAGUAAGUCUUAAAUUUUAUGGUUUUGUUAUUCGUUAUUUAUUCACCCUUCGUGAAAAUUAUUUUGGUGAUCAUACACAUUUUCAAACAUUUGAAGAAUAUACAAAUAAUAAUGAUGUUGAUAGUUUAAGUACUGAUACUUCACAAGAACAAAAUUAUUGGAAAAUGAUCAAGACUGAAAAUGAUGAAGAUAUAUUAUUUACAUUCAAAAUUAGAUCUGGAUUGAUUAUUCUACCUUAUCAUUUAUACAGUUGUCAAAAACACAUUGGUUUAAAUUUUGAUAUUUUAGACAUUGAUAUGAGAUUCUGUAAUUAUUAUAUGGAUAUGCAAGUUGAUUUUAGUCCAAUUUCUGGAGUACUUGUUGAAAAUUAUUCAAAUGGGUUGUCUGUUUCUGAAUAUGUUAAAUCUUAUGUUGGUGUUCCAGACAUGUUGGUCGAUGGUUUCAGUGCUCAUUCUCAUAGAAUGUUUGGUAUCCCACCUAGUGAAUUAACAUUUUGGUGUAAUUGGUCAUUUUAUUGUGGUGAUUGGAUUAUAGAUUCAAAUCCAAAAUUUAUGAAGGGUAUAGUUUCAGGGAUAAAUAAUUUUGGUAUUGGAUUUUCAGAUCAGGAGAAUGCAUUAGAUGUUGCAUUUCCUCCAAGUUUCGAUGCUGCUAAUUUUUCAUUCCAAUGUAGUAAAUUUUUAAUCAACUUAAGACCUACACCAAGUACAAAUAUUGAAAUUAUAUUAUCUGAUUUAGUAGUAGGAUUUAAUGAUAUGCCAAAUUUAAGAUUCUCAAAUAAGGUUAGUAUAAGUAUACCUGAGAUAUCAGUUAAAGUGAUUGAAGAUGAUAAAAUUCUGGCAUUUUUAACAACAUCCCUAAUCUUUUCAAAUAUUUGUCAGAAAAAGGGUAUGGUUGAAAGAAGAGAGAAAAUGGAAUUGCACGUACGUGAUAGUGACGCACCUUUUCAUAGAGCUCCAUUUGUUAUGUUGGAUGAAUAUCGAGAUGAUUUUUAUAAUAAUAUGAGAGGUUGUUUUUUAACUAGUUUAACAUUACCUGAAGUUCCAUAUCCCUUAAAUGAAUAUACAGCAAGAAUGAUUAAGAGAUUAGAUUUAGAAUCAGAUGGAAGUUCAUAUGAUAAUGAUACUACAUUUAUGGCACCUACUUGUGAAUAUGAUGAUGAUGAUUUUACACCAAAUUAUGAUGUUGAAUCAGAUACUGAAUAUGAUAGUUUUAUAAUUGAAUUAGGUGAUGUUAAUUCAUAUAUAUCUCCAAGUGCAUUAAACGUGAUUAGUCAAGUUUGUGAAUUAAUGGAAGAUAAUUCAGUUGAGACAUUAAUGGAUGAAAUAGAUGUACAUGUAGUUAAAUUAUUAAAUGGAUUAUUAAGAACUGCAAAAUCUGUGAAAAAUUUCAGACUAGUUAAUAGAAAUUUACAAGUUAAAAUUGGUGAGUAUUUAUUAUCGAAUAUUGAUGAAUUGACAGAAUUAAGUAAAACAAAUCCACAUAUUACAUUACAAGCAUCAGAUAUUUCAAUUGCAAUGAGUGAAUCAUCUCAUGAAUAUACUUCCAAUGGUGAAUUAAUUACAGAUAUUGAAUUAUCAAUGGCUUUACAUAUUAAAGAUGUUGUAUUUAGUAUUUCUCAGCCGUUGACAUUUUACUCAGCUGCUGUUUUAGAUUUACAAGAUAUAGAAUUUUGGUUUGAAAAAAUAGAUAAUUCAAUAGUUGGUAGUGGAAAUGAUGGUAAUAUAUCUUUAAAUAUUGAUGAUAAUCAAGUUGAAUGGUUAAUAAAGUAUAUUUCAACAAUUACAGAGAGCUUCAUUUCAGAAUCUACUUGUUUUCAAUCAUUGGCUCAAAAGAAUUCAUCCCAUGCUAAUUUAGUAUAUGCUUUAUCUAAGGCUAGUAGAGAUUAUUAUAUUGAUCAUGAUCCAGAUGUAUUAACUAGACCCGCAUAUAUCCUUCGAACAAAAAAAGAACAUAUUAGAUUUUUCGAUAAUUGGAAAAUAGUAGCUAGGUUAAGACAUAUUUUACAAACUGUGCCUCCUGAAUGGUGUGAUAAAACUAGUGAUUUAUUACAAAAUAAGAAAUUCAAAUUACCUUCAGAUGCUUAUUCCAAAGUUGUUGAAGAAUUUGCUAAUUGGAGAGCAUGGGAGGCAAAUCAUUCACAAAGAAUUCAAAUGCUAAAAGCUAUAUUUCUGAUAAAUUCAAAUGAUGAAGAUCUUGAAUGUCAUUUUCAGGUUUAUAUUAAUGAAAUUUUGAUUAAAUUGGCAUCUCAACAUCAGACUGAUUUUAUAAGUUUACUGAAAUUAUCAACUAGUAUAAAUCAAGGGAAAUUGAUUGAAGAACCAAUAAAGACUACUACUUUAGUGUUUAAUUUGGAAGAUUAUGAAAGUAAGAUCGGUACAAAAGCAUUUGAUAAUUUAAAACAUAUUAUAAAACUAAAAAAUGAAGAAGAACCAAUACUAAGAAAAGAGCAAGUUAAGGAGGAUUCUGAUCAAAAUUAUCAUUUCACAAUUAAUAUAAAUUCCUUCAUUCAACAAAUUUACUUUCCUACUUCUACUUGGGAAUUAAAAUCAAAUUCAUUAUUAUCUACAACUACUUUAAAUCUGCUGGAUCUGAUUUCAUCUGCAUUAAAUUGUGGUACUUUAGAAUUUAACACCUGGUUUUCAUCACAACAUGUAUUUUCAAAAUCAAUCGAAAAUGCAAAAUUCAUAAUAGGUAAAACAGAAAUCAAUGAGGCUCUAAAAUUAGAUUUAGAGAUUAAGAAAAUCGAUGUUCAAUUAUUAGAUAAAUCAAAGAAUUUUCCAUCCAUUUUACAAACUGUGAUUAAUACAGAUAUACCAUACAUUGAAAACACAUUUAAAUUUGAAAAAAGUAAAACGGAAAGUACUCUGUUGAAUUUGAAUCUUGUUUCUUGUUCAGUUAAAUUACGUGAAGUCACUUGGAACAUUGAAAUUUUGUCACCUUUCAUUAUUGCUGGUUCUUUAGUAGGUGCAAGUACUUCAAUAACAAAAGUUGAUGAUUCUAUUUCAUUUGAUUUAUCAUUAUUGAGAAUGAGGUGUAAUUUAGAUUUCAAUCGUCAUAAUAUUAUAGAAUUUCAAAGUUCAGAAUUUAAAAAUUUUGGAGAAGUUGAUUUUUCAAUUGAUGGUUUAUUAAUGUUGAUUAUUGAUUCUUCAAUUGGUUAUGUUAAAUUAUUAGCACCAAAUUUAAUUUAUGCAAUUGGUGUAGCUGAUAGGAAUAUACCUAAAUUACAAAAAAGAUUUGAUUCAAUUGUGAAUUUAAUUAGUAAAAAAACUACCAAGAAAAGUGAAACUAUUGAAAAUAGAAAAGAUGUAAUUUGUAAAAUCAACUUUUUGAAUAAUAAUGCUGAAGUAUCUACAUUUGUACACAAGACUAAAGUUUCACUAAAUAUUGAAUCUACAUCAUUUGGAGUUCAUAACGUAUCCAAUAAUUUACAAGUACCUGUUUAUGGAGAUUUUCAUGUUCCAGUUGUUAGAUUUUCAAUAUUAGAAAGAACAAUACCAAUUGGAUUGUCCAAUUUAGUAGAAACGAAUUUUUCAGUUAAAUUAUUAAAUGAUUUAGAAUCAUCUGAUACUCGACAAUCAUUACAAUUUGAAUCACAAUUUUGUAGAAUUUGUUUAUCUGAACAAGCAAUAUUCAAGAUAAUUAAACUAAUAGAUGAUAUUCAGAAAGGAAUUCCAAAAAAAACAACCGCAGAAGUUAAACAGAAAGAUAAUAUAGAUAAAAAUUUUGAAAAAAUGGUCUACUCCAAAAUAUCAUCAUUUCAAUUCUUAUCUUACAAUUUUUGUCUUGGUUGGAUAUUCAAUGAUGAAUCAAAAGAUUAUCCUGGUAUUAUAAUUGGAGCUGAACGUUUCUUUGCUGCAACUGAAGAAUCACUAGGUAAAUUUACAUUAAUGGAGGCAUAUUUAUCAGUUGCUAAUGGUUCAAGAUCUUCAAACUUUUACAGUACCCUGUCUGAAAAGAAUAAUUUAAACAGAGCAUUUUUACCUAAUUUACAAUUAUCAUAUUUAAUCGAAAAGAAAGCAAAAAGACACAUGAGAAUUUCAAUGCAUGGAGAUGAAAUAGAUAUAAAAUUUUUAUCAACUUCUGUUGCUUCAGUAAUUGCAAAAUCAACAAAACUGGCUUCAAAUUUACAAUUAUUUUUGGAACGAAGAGCAACUAGUAAAAAUUAUUAUAUUGAAGAUACCAAACCAGAACCAAAAUCUGAGAAAAUAUCAUUAAUUCAUAAUUCAUUUGAAGUUAUUGAAUUUAUUUCGACAUUUGCAGGGUCGAAUGUAUUAAUUUAUAGAUUAGAGGAUGAUUCAGAUUAUCCUCCAAGUUUAUACUUACAUGCACCAGCUAUGAAAACUGCAUUUAAAUAUAUUAAUGUGGAUGGAAUGAAGAGAAAAUUAAUUGGUGAAUUAUUAACUACUUCAAGUGAUAAUAUUUUAUAUCCAAAAUGUGUGCCAGUAAUUUUGGAUGUUAUUCAAAGUAUGAAAGGAUUAAUGAGGAAGAAAAAAUCAGAUAAUAAAGAAUUAAUAAUGGAAGAACCUACAAAGAACUCAGACUUCUUUAAGAAUCUAAUCGAAGAUAUGGAUGUUCAUAUUGGUGUUAGAAUUGAAAGUCAAAAAUUAUCAUUAAGUUGUGAACCAACUGCUAAAGUAGCUGCUAUUGUUGGAUUAGAAGGUAUAUUUAUACAAGUAAACACAAAUGAAUCAAAGAUACCAACUGUAACAAUUUCAUUAUUAUUUGACCUAGUUCAAGCUUCAUUACAACAUAUUUACUCAAGAGAUAUAAGUGCCAGUGCUAGUAUUUCAAGUGUUUUAUUAUCUAGCGUUUUUGAAUUGGGUGAAGUUGCACAAGUUUAUUCAACAGGUUCAAUUACUGACGUUGAUGGAUUUAUAAAUGUUAAACAAUAUCAAGAUGUUGAUUUAUUUAAAGAUAUUUGGUUCCCCAAAGAUAUUUUUGAUUAUUCAGAUGACUCAGAAUCCGAAUCCGAAAAUGAAGAUACAUUUGCAAAUUUAAAAUUGGCAAGAAAUAAAAAUAUAAGUUCAAGAUUUAAAGAAGUUUCUUCAACUUAUGCGUUUCCAUGGGUUGUUACAUUUAUAGUAAGUAAUGUUAAAUUAGGAGUUCAUUUCGGUCAAUCGUUAGGAAAUUUUACUUUAGUUGUUGAUGAUUUUUGGGCAGUUUCAAAGAAAUCACCCGAUUGGUCACAAGAUUUAAAAAUUGGAUUUAAUUCAAUUAAAUUAACAAGUGAAGGUAGAUUAGGUGGUAGUUUAAUAAUUCAUAAUAUUAAUUUACAUACUGCUAUAAGUUGGAAAUUAGCAAGUGGUAUCACAUUAGAUGUUCCAUUAAUUUUAGUAAGUGGUGGUAUUGAAAAAUUACAUUUAAAAAUGUCAUUUGAUUAUCAUGUUAUAGCAAUUGCAAAUAUUGAAUCAUUUUCAAUUGAUGUAUAUAAUAAGAAAAGUGAGGUAUCCAUAGCUAAAGAUCAUUUAAUUGUAUGUGUAAGAUUCAAAACUUGUGAAGUUUAUAUGACUUCAUUAACAGCAUCAAAUUUUUUAGAUAUUCAAAAUACAAUAACAAGAAUGAUUUUAGAAAAUAAACGAUCAUAUAAAGAAACUUUAAAAGAUUCUAGUAGGGGAAAAUCAAUAAGUACAAAGAAACCAAUUAGAAGUCAACCGGAUUAUGCAAUAUUAGAAACUCUUAAAAAAUUGGAAACUAAAAUUCAUGUUGAAGCUGGGAAAGUAUUAAUCCAUAUCUAUCCUUCUUCAAUUGAUAAUUCAAAAGUUUUAGUGAUUAAAUUGGAUGAAUCAAGGGCAAAUUUCCUUCAAAAUGAGUAUUCUAAUGGUAUUUCGAAUCAAAUUGAUUUAAAAUUUAAUGAUUUAAAAGUUUCUUUAUCAAAUGUACAACUGCCAAUAACUGAAGAAUUUUUGAAUAAUCGUACAGUUGAAGAAUUUGUUGAAAAAGCAUGUAAAACACACGGUGGGACAAUUUUCAUAUUUCCAUCUUUUAAAAUUUCAAUGAGGACAUUCCAAAAGGUAAAUUCAAAUCAAAUUGAUUAUUUAUUUCAAUCGUCAUUUGAUGGAAAAGUUGAUAUAAGAUGGAAUUUAGGUUCUGUUAAUUUUAUUAGAGAAAUGUAUUCGAUCCAUUCAAAGGCAUUAGCUUCAAGAAUGGAAUAUAAACGAAAAAUGGAACCUUUUGAAGAAAAUAUAAAAACAAGUAAUAUUUUAAAACAACAAUUGGAUGGACAAGAUCCUACCAAAGAAAUAGAUGAUGCAUUAAAAGAAACUAUUGAAAAAGUGGAAUCAAGUUCAAAAUUUAUUUAUUCUCCAAUUGCUCAACCUAUUAUUGAAGCUCCACAAUUGAAAGAAUUAGGUAAUGCUACUCCUCCAUUAGAAUGGUUUGGAUUACAUAGAGAUAAAUUUCCAAAUGUAACUCAUCAAUUAGCAAUAGUAAGUUUACAAAAAUUGAUACAUGAAAUCGAAUUACAAUAUUCGAAAAUGUUAGGUAAAGCAUGA